Molecule: messenger RNA, 6751 nt
Organism: Diceros bicornis minor
Lineage: Eukaryota; Metazoa; Chordata; Mammalia; Perissodactyla; Rhinocerotidae
Gene: RBM41
Product: RNA binding motif protein 41
Exons: 8
Coding region: 125-1438 (437 amino acids)
Biological process (GO): mRNA splicing, via spliceosome
Cellular component (GO): U12-type spliceosomal complex
Molecular function (GO): U12 snRNA binding; pre-mRNA intronic binding
Source: RefSeq, a predicted model, not a curated record
GCCCUACUACAAUUCCCAGAGCCUCGCACUCUACCACAAUCCCCUUAGAGUCUGCCGCGCAGAGUUCUGGGACUUGAAGUCCGCGGCCUAUUUACCCAAGUUAGAGAUAGGGGCCUGUGGAAACAUGAAGAGGGUAAAUAGCUGUGUGAAGAGUGAUGAGCAUGUCCUGGAGGAGUUGGAAACAGAAGGGGAGAGGCAGCUGAAAAGCCUCCUUCAGCAUCAACUUGAUACCUCUGUCUCCAUUGAGGAAUGCGUGUCUAAGAAAGAGAGCUUUGCUCCUGGUACUAUGUACAAGCCCUUUGGGAAGGAAGCAGCUGGGACAAUGACUUUGUCCCAGUUUCAGACACUGCAUGAGAAGGACCAGGAGACUGCUUCUCUCAGGGAACUAGGGCUCAAUGAAACAGAAAUCUUGAUCUGGAAGAGCCAUGUUUCAGGUGAAAAGAGGGCAAGACUGAGGGCAACUCCUGAAGCAAUACAGAACCGUCUUCAAGAUAUUGAAGAAAGGAUCUCGGAGCGUCAGCGCAUCCUUUGCCUGCCACAGAGAUUUGCAAAGAGUAAACAGCUGACCCGACGAGAAAUGGAAAUAGAAAAGUCAUUAUUUCAGGGAGCUGAUCGUCACUCCUUCCUCAAGGCUCUUUAUUACCAAGCAUACCACAAAAAGACAAGUGCAGACAAGUACAUGACCUCAAUGAAGAGGAAGAUAAAAUUAGGCACAAAAGAUGAACCCCAAAAGAAGAACAAAGGUGAUCCCAUGAACAACCUGGAAAGUUUUUACCAAGAGAUGAUAAUGAAAAAACGUCUUGAAGAGUUCCAACUUAUGAGAGGUGAACCCUUUGCUUCCCACUCACUGGUCUCAGCUACAUCAGUGGGAGAUAGUGGCACAGCUGAGAACCCGUCAUUACUCCAGGACAAGGGAAUACAGGCAGCACAGGGUAAAGGUCUCAGUCUCCAUGUGACAAAAGUUAUUGAUAAUUCACCUGAGCAGUGUUGGACUGGGCCUAAGAAGCUGACGCAGCCAAUAGAAUUUGUCCCAGAAGAUGAGAUCCAGAGAAAUCGUUUGUCAGAGGAAGAGAUCCGAAAAGUUCCUAUGUUUUCUUCAUAUAAUCCAGGGGAGCCAAACAAGGUGUUAUACCUGAAGAACCUUAGCCCUCGAGUGACUGAAAGAGAUCUUGUCUCAUUGUUCGCUCGGUUCCAGGAGAAAAAAGGACCGCCAAUUCAAUUCCAAAUGAUGACUGGACGAAUGAGGGGGCAAGCUUUUAUCACCUUCCCCAAUAAGGAGAUAGCAUGGCAAGCAUUGCAUCUAGUAAAUGGAUAUAAACUACGUGGGAAAAUAUUGGUGAUAGAAUUUGGAAAGAACAAAAAGCAACAGUCAAAUCUCCAGGCUGCUUCUCUCAUAUCAUCUGCUACAGAUAAAAGUACAGAAAUCAGUGGUAGCUAGAAGAUACAUAGAUUGUGAGUCUUGGGCGGUCUUUUUGGAUCUAGGAUUUGUGUAUAGAUUGCAACUUGUUUCGAAUUGAAGAAGAGAAACUAACUAAGGGAGAGAAAAAUCUAAUUAAGAUAAUCCCAUUCAGCUUUUAGAAAGAAUACGUAGAAAACAUUUUCUAUAAUCAAAGACUAUAUAGAACAAGAGAGUAUGCUGAGUAUGAAGGGUAGGGUACAGAGAGUAUCAUUUUCUCAGGAUAAAUUACAAAGGAUUAUUUCCAAGGAUUUUUUUUAAUCUUUAUAAUUUAUACAUGAUCUUAAAUAUUUGUCCCUAGAGAUAACAUUCUUUCCAAGACUGCCUCCUAUAUACAGAACUAAAAAACUAAUUAAAUGUUGAAACAUUCAUUUUCUAGAACCCAUUUGUCCCUAAUUUUAUCACCUAGUAAAUAAAUGAACAGGACCCCAGGCCUAACAUCAACAAACGCUGUUAAAUGAGAACUAUCAACAGUAGCAGUAGGUAUUUUCAGAAGUCAGUCCACAUAUUUAAUGAAUGCUUCCCCGUUAAGUUAUCAGUGUCUUCAGAAAGCUAUAUAUUUUUCUACUGAAAGCAUUUAGAUCAAAAUACUGAUGUUCUCAUGGUCAUUUAAGCUAGCUACCAUUGAGUAAUCAUUGCAUUCAAAGCAAUAAACAUUGAAUAAGUGUUUAAGAUAUGUUAGGUAUUAGGUAUAUGAAUUUUAGAAGAGGAGCGUACUAGCAAAGAAUACUAAAGGAGGAUGGGAAGAAAGUUCUCUAGAAGAGAGGCAGCCAGUCCCAAAUCCCACAGUUGUUUGUUUAUAGUUGCUGGAGAAUAGAAGAUGAUAUGGUACAGAGGAAGUAGUACAAACUUUGGAGUCAGACCUGUGUUUGAACUUCAUAGCCACACUUACCACUCCAUGACCUUGGCAAGUCAUUUAAUCUGAGCCUCAGUUUUCUCAUCUAUAAAAUGAGGAUAAUAAUACUGCUUACCUCAUUUGGUUGUGAGGAUUAAAUGAGAUGGUAUUAUCCAGGCUGAAGAACAGAAAGAGAAAAGAAUGAAGAAAAUUGAACAGCGUAUAGGAUCAUUAAGCACUCCAAAAUACUUGUAAAGGGAGUACCAGAAAAAGAGAAAGAAGCAGAAAAAAUAUUUCAAUUAAUAAUGGCUGUAAACAUCCCAAAUUUGAUGAGAAACAUUACCUACACAUCUACAAAUCUCAACGAACCCCAAGUAGGAUAAGCAAGAAGAAAUCCAUAGACACAUCAUAAUAAAAAUGCUAAAACCCAAAGACAAAGAGAAACUCUUGAAAGCAACACGAGAAAAAUGAACCGUAACUUACAAGGAAACCCCAAUAAGAUUAACAGCUGACUUUUCACCAGAAACAAUGGAGGUGGCAGUGGGAUAAUAUAUUCAAAGUUCUGAAAGAAAAACACUGCCAAUAAAGAAUCCUAUAUCCAAUAAAACUGUUUUUCAAAAAUGAAGAUGAAAUAAAGACAUCCCACGUAUUCAAAAACUGGGAUAAUUUGUUGCUGGCAGGCCUAACUACAGGAAAUAUUAAAGGAAGGUCUUCAGGUGGAAAGCAAGUGACCUCAGAUAGUAAUAUGAAUCUAUACAUAUAAAAAUAUAGCACGGGUAAAGGUAAUUAUGUAAUUAUAAAAGUUUAAAUGCAUUUUCCUUUCUUCUGUUAAUUGAUUUAAAAGGCAAUUUUAUGAAACAAUAUGUAUAUAGUUGUAUUGUUGGGCCUAUAACAUAUAAAACUGUAAUAUAUUUUCCAAUAACAAGACAAAGGAGGUGGAUGGAAGCAAAGCUGCAUUGGACUAAAGAAAUGACUCCAAAUGGUAACUCAAAUCUGUAGGAAUAAGUGAAGAAAACAAGAAAUAGGAAAUAAGAUUAAUAUAAAAAAGCUAUAAAUGUAUACUUGCUCUUUUUUCUUCUCUCAGCUUCUUUAAAGACAUAAAAUUAUAUUAAGUAAUAAUUAUAACAGUGUUUGUGGGUUUAUAAUGUAGAAAUAAUAUGCAUAACAAUAAUACCACAAAAAAGUGGGAAAAGGAAUAGGUUUUUAUAGGAAUAAGUGUUUUAUAUCUCAUUGGAAUUUAAUUAGUAUAUAUCUGAAGCCAGUUCAGUUAAGAUGUGUAUGGUAGAGCAACCACUAAAGAAAUAACUGAAUGUAGUGAAAAUAUUAUUAAAGAAAUUUAAAUGUUAUAUUAGAAAAUAUUCAGUGCAAAAGAAAGCAAAAGGAGGAAUGAAGAAACCAAAACAAAACUUGAGACGUAUAGAAAUUAAACAGUAAAAAAGCAGUUGUGAGUCCACCUGUAUUAACAAUAACAAUAAAUAUGAAUGGAUUAAACAAUCAAAAAGCAGAGAUUGUCAGACUGGGGGAAAAAAACAAGAUUUACCCCCAUGCUAUUUAUUGGAGUCACAAUUUAGAUUCAAAGAUACAAACAGAUUGAAGGGUAAAAGGAUAGAAAAAAAUAUUAGCCAAAUGGCAACUAUAAGAAAAAUGGAGUGGCUAUACUAAUAUCAGACAAAGUAGACUUUAAAACCAAAAAUAGCACUAGAGAUAGAGCGACAUCUUAUAAUGAUAAGAGGCAAUCCAUCAGAAAGAUAACAAUUAUAAACAUAUACACACCUAACAACAGAGCACCUAAAUACAUGAAUCCAAAACUGAACUAAAUGAAGGGAGAAAUAUACGAGUCUACAAUAAGAGUUGGGGAAUUCAGUACUCCAUUUUCGAUAAUAGAACAACUAGACAGAAGAUAAACAAAUAAAUAGAAGACUUGAACACUAUAAAUUAACUAAACCUUAAAGAGGUCUAGAGAACACUUCACCCAACAAGAGCAGAAUACAUAUUCUUCUCAAGAGUACAUGAAAUAUCUACAGGAUAGACUAUAUGAUAGAUCAUAAAACAAACCUCAAUAAAUUUAAAUGGACUGAAAUCAUGCAAAGUAUGUUCUCUGACCAGAUGUGAUGAAGUUAGAAAUCAAUAACAGAAAGUUGGAAAACUCACAAAUAUGAAUUAGACACACUUUUAAAUGACCAAUGGGUCAAAGAAGAAAUCACAAGGAAAAUUAGGAAAUCUUUUGAGAUGAAUGCAAAUGAAGACACAAUAUACCAAAACUUAUGGGAUACACCUAAAGCUGUGCUUAUAGAAAAAUUUAUAAGUACAAAUGCCUACAUUUAAAAAGAAGAAAGAUCACAUUCAAUAACCCACUUUACACCUAAGACACUGGAAAAAGAGGAGCAAACUAAACCUAGAGCAAGCAGAAGGAAGGAAAUAAAAAAGAUAAGAUAUAUAAAUGACGUAGAGAAUAGAAAAGCAGUAGAUAAAGUCGAUAAAACCAAAAAGUUGGUUCUAUAAAAAGAUCAACAAAAGUGACAAGCCUUUUGCUAGAUUGACCAGGAAGAAGACUUAAAUUACUAGAAUCAGAAAUGGAGUGAACAUUACUGCCAACCUUAUAGAAAUAGAAAGGAUUAUGAAGGCACACUAUGAACAAUUGUAUGCCAGUAAAUUAGAUAACUUAGAUGAAAUGGACAAAUUCUUAGAAAUACAAAAACUACUGAAACUAACAACAAAAAAUCUGAAAAACCUUUCACAAGAGGUUAAUUAGUAAUUUUAAAAAAUACCCACAAAGAAAAGCCCAGGCUCGAAUGGCUUCUCAAAUGAAUUCUAGCAAACAUUAAAGAAGAAUUAAUAUAAAUUCUUCACCAACUUUUCCAAAAAGUAGAAGAGGAGGGAAUACUUCUGAUGUAUGCUACAACCUGGAAGAACCCUGAAAAUAUGCUAAAUGAAAGAAGCCAGUCACAAAAGACUAUACAUUAUAUGAUUCCACUUAUGUGAAAUGUCCAGAAUUGACAAAUAUAUAGAGACAGAAAGUGGAUUAGUGGUUGCAUAGGCUGGGGGUGAUAGCUGAAGUAAAUGAAGUUUCUUCAGAGGUUGAUGAAAAUGUUCUAAAAUUGUUGUGAUGAUUGUACAACUCUGUGAAUAUACUACAAACCAUGAAUUGUACACUUUAAAUGGGUGAGUUGUAUGGUAUGUGAAUUAUAUCUCAAUAAAGUCACAAAAAAAGCAAUUGGAUACAACCCAAAUGUCCAAAUGUCAAUAGGAGAAUGAAUAAAUAAAUUAGGGCACAUCCAUUUAGUGUAAUACUACACAGCCAUUAAGAUAAUAGGAUAUAACUAUGAAUACAUUCUGACCUGUAUGGUGUCCAGGACUUAGUAUUAAGUUAAAAAGGAAGAAAUAUGUAUAAUGUGAAUACAUUUUUAUAAACAAAAGCAUUCUUAUAUGUAUGGUCUAUAUAGAUAUUUCUGAAUAAAUUUAGGAAAAAGCUAGGAAAUAUACAUACCAAAUUGUAAACCUUUUAGAGGUGGGAUUGGAUAGGCUGAAAGGGGACUUUUGCUUUAUAAAAUUUUUAAAGUGGUGUAAUUUGGGGUGAUUUUUACUUUUUUCAGUAUUUUUUAAAUAAGAUUUUUUUUUUAAAUACUGUGCCAAUGACUUGGCUUCCAGAAUGCUUAUCAGGCCUUCUCUGAGAAUAUCGUCUAACUAUACUCAGGACAAACCUUUCUUCCUUUGAUAUACUGCUCACUUAGGAUUAACUCUCCAAUUUUAAAUAUGGUUUAAGGGAGAGUCCUUCAAUAGCUCAGUUGGUAGAGCAGAGAACUGUAGGUGUGAUGAUUAAAUAUAGUUUAAGGACAAGAAGUAAGUUAUCCUGGUAUAACCUCGUGCACAUGUUACCCAGGGACAUACUUCUAAUCUGGACUUUUCAGAAGGAACUUCUCCCUGUUGGGAGGAAAAUCUCACUUCUGCCCUUUACUAGACCUACAGACCACUAACAAUAGAGGAAAAUAAAAGUGGAGAAUGUCCCUCAACUGGUGCAUAGAUAAACAAACUGUGGUAUAUCCAUACAAUGGAAUCCUACUCAGCAAUAAAAUCUAUGAUAAACUGAUACAUGCAACAAGUUGGAUGAAUCUCAAAUGCAUUUUGCUAAGUAAAAGAAGCCAAGCUCAAGAGGCUACUUACUGUUUGAUUCCAUUUAUAUGAUAUUCUGGAAAAGGCAAAACUCUAGGAUCAGAGAACAAAUCAGUAGAUGUCAGGGGUUAAAAAUGGGAGACUGGUUCCAAGAUGGUAGCACAAGGAAUUUGUUUUAAUAAUGGAAAUUUUCUGUAUCUUGAUUAUAGUUACAUGAGUGUAUGCAUUUGUCAAACUCCCUGAAUUGUACACCAAAAAGGAUGAAUUUAACUGUAUGUAAAUUUUUAAAUAAAUGUAAUUUUUAAUGGAGGAAAGAAAAAGUUUCUCAGAGUCAUUUCCAUAAAAUUUCU